Molecule: messenger RNA, 6726 nt
Organism: Argiope bruennichi
Lineage: Eukaryota; Metazoa; Arthropoda; Arachnida; Araneae; Araneidae
Gene: tim
Product: protein timeless-like
Exons: 24
Coding region: 146-3412 (1088 amino acids)
Biological process (GO): DNA repair; DNA replication checkpoint signaling; replication fork arrest
Cellular component (GO): replication fork protection complex
Molecular function (GO): DNA binding
Source: RefSeq, a predicted model, not a curated record
GUUGCGUUGAGUGAAGUUGGUCGCAGACAUACGUACGUGCGAAUUUUGUGAAGUGUGGUACAUUUAAAGUGGUAUUAUUGCAAUUUUUACUAAGUCUUGUUAAUCCUUAUGGCUUUCCUCGUCUAGAAGCAAAGAUUUUUUUACCAUGACUAUGAGUGUGAUGAACUUUAACCGGAUUCGAGAACUUGUCUCGAAUUUGGGGUGGAUUGGAGAUGACCAUAUAUACAGGCCUGGACCUGAAUGCUUAGGUACGUUAGAAAUGUUAGAAGAUGAACUGAUGAAUGAAAACCCAAUGAAGCGGACUAUCCGUAUCAGCUUGCAUAUAUGCGGUACAGUUAAAAAGGAUCUCAUUCCCAUUAUUUGCUAUGCGAAGGAUCAGGCGGUAGUGGUUUGUGCCACAAAAAUUCUUGUGAACUUAAGUCUACCAAUUGAGUAUCUUAUUAUACCAAAUGGAACAGUGACGGGGCCGAGAUAUGAGAAUAUGAAAAAACAGCUUGCUAUUUCUUCAUUGGCUAUCAAGAAAGCCUUUCUAGAUGUAUCUGCGACAUUAUCUCUUGUUACCGUUCUAAGGGAAACGAUGAUAAAAUCUGAAAAGCAUAUGAUACCAUUGAAGGAAGAAGACUGUAAUUAUCUGAAGAAUUGUCUGCUCCUCAUCAGAAAUCUUUUACACAUACCAGAGCGUAAUGUAAUCUUGGAUCCAAAAUUUUGUGAAUGGCGUUCUGUGCAAAGCAAAUUGAUAUGGAACUUAUUUGUUCAGGGAAUCGAUGGAGCUCUUUUGCUUAUGUUCAAUAGUAGAUACAGAGCUCACUGGACCGUUCCAUUGGCUCUUAUUAUGGCGCUUCUUUACAAAAACCAGAAUGUAGGAAAAGUUCAUCGAGCUAUUGAGUUAAUCUCUUCAGCUUCUGAGACUUCUGAAGACGAACAAGAAAGUGAUGGAUCCAAAAAUUCUUCUACGUCUUUAAGCAGUGAACAAUCGAAGAAUAGGGAUACAUGUCUUGAUUCCGGCUGUCCUCCUGAAGCAAUUUUUCCUUUGAAAACUAAAAGAAAUCGGAGACAGUUAAAAGGUGAAAAUACAAAAAAGGAACCACUUGUAUCAGAUAUCCAUACCAAGCUUGAAAAGGUGCAGAUUAAGGAUGAUUGCACUUCUAAAACAACACAAACGAAAUCCCAAAAAGAUAGCGAAAACAAACAAAAUAUUAUUUAUGCAGAUGGAAAUGCGUCUGAAAGUUCCAGUGGCUCCGAAACACCACAGCAUAAAAGAAUGAAAGGAUAUUCUUCUCCGGGUUAUGCUAACGUCGAUGAUAUGGCUAACAAUUCUAAAACUGAUUCUGCUGUAAGUAUGAGAGGCAGCUCUCCGGAAAUGAUGAAUACUAAAUCUUCUGAUGAUGAUAUUUUUGAACAGACACAGCCGUUAAAAAAUCUGAAAGCUGUCCAGAAGUUACGCUGCAUGCAAAUGAAUUCCAAAAUGUCAGAAAGUGAUUCAAGUAAUGAAGAGAUUCAUAGUAAUAAACUAAAAUAUCGCAAUCACCCACCUACUGGGCGACGUGGUAAAAGUCCAAGAAGAAAUACUGGUUGUUCCCCUUCGAUUUGUAUGAGUUCUGCUUUUGAAGCGUCUUCUUCCAAGGGGAGAAUAAGAUAUCCUUUGUGGGAGAAAAGGAAUAGUGUGUCAACCUUAGUAGCAAUUACAUCACCUACACCAUCGGAUGAAGAUAUUGGAAAUCUUAUGAAGGAGUUCACUUUAAGUUUCUUGCAUAGUGGGUUUUCCCAUUUAAUUUUGGAUUUAAAGAACUUACUGCUGGAAGGGCCUUCUCUUACAAUCGACAAAUCUUUAUUUUUUUGGAUUCUUAGCUACUUUCUGAAUCUUGCUACCAAUUCACACAUUUGCGUGGACCAUAUUAGUGACAUUCUUAGUGUCGACAUUGUCAGUUAUCUUGUAUAUGAAUGUACUGAUGCUUGUGAAAAUAUGGAAUUCCAUACACAGCAAAAUACAAAAAUUGCUCAAUACGUCGCUGUUAAUUUGAAUUUGCUAGUAAUAGCUUUGAAAGAGAUAAUGUGCACUAUCGAUAUGUGUUCUAGAAGAUGCACUUCACCUAAAGACAAAGCUUUGUUUAAUGAACUUAGUGGUAAACUUGCUGGCCUACAAGAUUUGCGAAAUAUGCCACUUCUACUGUUUCGAAAUUGUUCUCAAGUCGAUGCCCUGCGGUUCUUGGAAGACGUUAUUGUGCUAAACCACCAGAUAUUGGUCAUUAUUGGUAGAGGGUCAGAUCAUUGUCUUGAACCCAAUAAAGUAAACUUUUCAGCACACUUAAAAAUGUUUUGCACUGGAGAAAUUGUGAGUUAUUAUGGAAAAGUUCUGGAGUAUUUCAAAUGUAAUAGCCACUUUCUGAAUGAUUGUGUUUUUACAAUGAUGCAUCAUAUGGCUGGAGAUAUGCGCUCCUAUGAGUUGCUGUUUAAGCCAUCUAUUCUGAAAGUAUUUUCUGAAAUGCUUAAAAAUGAAAUGGAACUAGAACAAUAUCAAGAAGAUUUGAUUAUGUAUAUCCUUAACAAGUUCAGUGUCCAAGUUUACCAAAAAGCAUUAAAAGAAGAAAAUAUCGAGAAAUCUGCUCCAUGCUCUAGUGGCGUCAAUUCUUCUUCCGAUAGUUGUACCAGCAGCAACUGUGCACUGUCUGAAGAUGAUGACUUAUUUUGGUGGUAUCUUCAAUUUGAGCAAGACAAUGAUCCUAUAUCCAAAAUAUCAGAACAUGUUCCUACGUCUAAACGAGAUAUAUUAGCUAAAUUGCAGUUAAAAGGGCAUAUAUCAGAUGAUAAAUACAGGAAGUUGGAAGAAAUAAUGGAGGCGGUGCAUGAUAACAAUUCAGAAGUGUCGAGUGAAAAUUCUUCUAACUCUGAUGAUGAUAUUACACGCCUUCUCAGAAUUCUUGUUCAGGCCGGAGAAAGGCAGCACAUUAUAUGGUUGCAAGAAAAGUUCCUUGAAGUCUGUUAUAUCAAAUUAGGUUUGAAUACUUACCUACCAGAAUCUGUUCCCUUUUAUUGCAUGAAAAUGAAUGUAUCUGUACCUUUGGUACCUUAUACUGAGGAGCAACGAGCAAUGUUUCGAGACCCAACAUUUCUUCAGCUACUUCAAAACUUAGGUUUAUAUCUUGACUCAGGUGUUUGCCAAAUGUAUCCCAGAAUACCUGUCUCUUGGACUGCAGAUAUGCUGUUUAAUAUUGCUACUCGUCUAGGCCCUGUGAAGAAAGAUAAAUUAAAAUUCUUCUAUGAUGAUCUGAUGUUGUCUAAUUCAUGUCGUGAUGCUGUACCAGUCAAGAAUAUUAAUGGUCCUCCUCUCCCACCUUUAUCUUCAUGUAUCACUUUCAGCUCUUGGCUAACUGCUGUUCAAAAGCAUAAGAUGGCUGUGAAACCUAAUUCCUAGACAGAAAGAUAGAAGUCUUGCAUUUUGAGAAAUUUGAAUUCAUGCCUGAAAGCCAUUUGAUACUGAAUACCUCAUCGGCACAGAAAUAUUAUGUCUUAUGUGAAAUAUGCACAUUUUCGUUUUUUGACAUUUAACUGAAAAGAUAAUGUUGGAAUUCUUGUGUAAAUUUUCUCAAUAGUUUCUAUUUUUUUCUUAGGAUCUAUAUACCUGAUAAUUUAUCUUAUGACAUCAAUACUUUUUGUUAGUUUUCAGAAAAAAUCCAUGUAAGUUAGGAAUUAUGAUGCUGAAAGAGACUCGGGAAUUACUGUAAAAAUUGAUUAAUCUUCGGCAAUUUUUGUUCGAUCUAUUGAUGUUUUUAUUACAUCGAGAUGCAUUUAUUUAAUAUAUUGCAUCUAAUACAACUUGCAUUUUUUGAUUUUAAUUUUACCUUCUUAAUCAUGUAUUUGAAAUACUCUAUUAAUUUCGUAAGAUUAUAUUGAGCCGAUCAUUUACAAAUUGUAACGACUUAGUUGUCUGCUACGCUACUCUCGAGAUAACCAAUUCGUCUGUCCUAAAUAGGACAGAUCGAAGCGACAAAAUUUAUAGCUUAAGUACUGUACAAUUUAUAUUAGUGAUUAAUAUAUUAAUGAAAAAAAGAAAAGAAUUCUUCUAUUAAAAUGCCUUUUACAGGGCAAUAAAUUAAAUUAAUAUAUAUUACCAUUUUAAAUAUAUAUUGAUUUCAUGUUAUAUGGACAAGAGUUUUCGUUAAAUUUUAUUAUUGAACAAAACUUCUCAUUAAAUGGCGAAGAUGUUCAUGAUAUUUAAAUUGGUUAUAGGAUGCAGUGUAAAUAUAAGUACCUAAAUUCUUAUUAUAGACAUGAAAUAUAAUUUUUGGGUUUGAACUUGUGAAAAGUUAUCCAAUUGAAUAAAAAGAUCCUUUUCUUAUCUUGCUGGUUUUGACUUGUUUUGUAACUGAAUCUGUAUUUCAUCUUCUGAAUACAGUUACAUUAUGUUUUGUCUUUCUAAAAUUUCAAACCAGCUUAUUAAUAUGACAUGAGAUCUGUCUUCAAAAUUCACAGAUCACAGGAAAUGAUGCAUGGCAUUCCAUUGAUUAAAGUUUUGGAAGCAUAAUUUGUUGAGUAUGUUUCACAUAUCUUUUAAAUACCAUUAUCAUAAUUUGUAAUUUAAUGCAUCAGUAUUUUUUUUUUUUUGAGUAAUUCAAGUACAGUUUAUCCCGUUUCAGUUUUUUAGAAUAAUUUUCACUUUAAAUAUAUUAUUAAUAUCUCAUAACUUCAAGUAGAGUAUUUUUUUUUCAUUUGUAGAAGUUUUUAAUGGUAAAUAUAUCUUAAAGAUGACUUUGUGAUAAGGUAAAUAUGUCUUAAAAAAGACAGUCUGAAAAACUGACUUUGGUUUAAUUCGUGAAAGAAGUUCAAAAAGUAUGUACGCUUAUUGAAGAAGCAUGAUUCAAACUCAGAAUUCCUUCAAAAUGUUUGUCAUCAUAAAAGUAAAGUAAAAAGGUAUUUAGGGAUGCAAUGGGACAAGAACAGGUGCAAUAGUAUAGAUAAAGAAUUUAUUAAGUUUAAUAAUUAAACCUUACGAAUGACAUUUUAUGACAAAGUGAUAAAACAUUAAAAAUGUUUCUAAAUUUUACAUCAUGGAAAAUCUAGAUUCCGUAAAAUCAUCACAUUUGAACAAUUUUUUAUCGACAUCGAGCUAUGUUGUCAUAUAUUUACAUGUUUUUGUCUUCGUUUCUCAAAUGUGUAGAAAAUACGUUUGUUUACCCAUGGAAACAAUAUCAUGGACUAAAAAAUUCAUUUUCAGCGUUUGAGAUCUGUUUUUUAAUGGUUUUAAAAAGUGUAUUUUUAGAUUUUUUUUAUUAUUAUUCCUUUUUUCAAAAAUAAUUUUGCACUAUUAACUAAUACCCUUUUCUUAUUCGCUAUGAAUUGAAUCAUUUAAGGUUUCUAUACAUUUCUUUAGGAUCCCAGUUCUGUUUAUUCUCCUUGACGAUUAAAAUAAAAUUUCUUCUAUUUUAAUAAAUGGAAUUUUUAAAAAAAGAUUCGCUUCUUUCAUUUGCUUCUCAUUAUGUUAUUCAUUGCAUCAUUUGCAUUAUUCAAAAGGUCCUUGUUGAACUGGAUGUUUUUAAAAUCCUGAUUACAAAUAAUACUAGUACAAACAACCACAUAACUGUUCAUUAAUCUAUAUUCACUCAUUAAAAACAUAAGUGUUACUCAGUCAAAAAAUAUGUAUAAAAAGGCUGUGAAUAAUAGAUUAUGAAUUAUAUUCACUGUUUGUUCAUUUGCGUAUAUCAGUGAAGAAAAUUAUUGGUUAUCGCCAGUAGUAUCAGUAAAUAGGUGGCAAGUACAAGUGAAAAAUUAUGACAGGGAAAAGUUAAGCUCUGAUUUUUUUUGCCUCCGUUUUUCUGGAUAAGGAAACUUCAACACAAAAUAUAUGCAUAUAUUUUAAGAGAUAAGAAAGUCAUAAAAAUUUAAUAUUUUUCUUCUUUCUCUACUGAUUAAAAUGUAACUACUGUUAAAAGAAAGGUUUAUAUAAUAUUCUAUAGUUGUUGAACUAUGCAUAUUUUGAAGAAUUAAAGCACUGAGUAAAUAUUAUGAACUUCUGUUUCUCUUAAUGUAAAACAAUAAUUUGAAGAAGUUGAACAUAAAAUAUUGUCAGUUCCAUUUAUCUUAUGGCCGGAAGAAAUGAGAUUAUCAGGAAUGUUGUUUCAUUAUAGAAUGGUUAUUAUAUGUGAAUAAUUCUGUUUAAAUUAUACGCUAUAAAUUAAACAAUUUUGGCGCAGUUUCUGGUUUUUAAUGUCAUAAUAAAAUGUAAAACCGAGAGCUUUACAUUUCUAAAUCAUUUGAGAAAUUACAGUAUCCUCGAAUCCGCUUUGAUGUGGAAUUCUGGAAAAGAAGCUCGUAUUCAAAAGGAAUAUGCAAUAACCUUGGAUUUUAAAGACAACUUUUAAUUGAUCAUGCUUCGAGAUCAAAAAAAUAUAUGUAAAUUAAUUAUUUACAUGCAUUAAAUUUACCUUUCUCAAAUUCUUUUAUUAAAAAAAUCUGAAAUCAGACUAAAAUUCCAUGCUGAAUAGAAAAGAUGUGUUUUCUACAGAUGUUAUGUAUUUGUGUAAUGCAUUUUAUGCAUAGUUUUUUUUUUUCUCCUCCUAUGUGUCGUAAUUAAUCUAAAUUUUGAUUGUGUUGGAGGAGGCAAGUGCAUUUUGGUUGCAAGUGCAAAGAAACUGUUGGUAUCGAUUGGUUAUUUAUAUAUAAAUAUCUAUAUAUUUAGGAUUCCUUUGUAUGUAUAUCAUGUUUUAAGUUUUAAAAAUAAAAUUUGUGUUU